Molecule: messenger RNA, 429 nt
Organism: Anthostomella pinea
Lineage: Eukaryota; Fungi; Ascomycota; Sordariomycetes; Xylariales; Xylariaceae
Source: the annotation of a GenBank genome assembly
AUGAACGGAAGCUCGGUGCAAGAGCAAGCGCUGAAGGAUCUUGGACCUGCCGCUGAGAGAAUCCGUGAACAAGGACGAUCACAGGCCACUAAGCCUCCACGACGCCCAGACGCCUACGCAGCAGACACGAACGACGACGACGACGACGACGACGAUGACGACGACGGCAACGGCAAUGCGAACGCGAACGCGAACGCGAACUCGAACUCGAACUCGAACUCGAACUCGAACUCGAACUCGAACUCACGGUCCCACGAUGACACGACCUCCACAGACACCGAGACCGACCCCGAAUCCGACUUCCAAGCCACAACGACAACAACCACCGCCCGCCCUCCCGCCGACCCCACGAGCCGACAUAGAAACCUACCUCUUGGAAGAUACGUAAUACUCGGGUGCCAGGGAGCUGGCAGGCUUGCAGAGGGGUGA